Messenger RNA from Drosophila elegans, 1192 nucleotides. RefSeq names its product activating signal cointegrator 1 complex subunit 2 homolog (gene Cpr100A). Gene Ontology annotation, cellular component: chitin-based extracellular matrix. The coding region runs from base 162 to 872 and encodes 236 amino acids. The transcript has 3 exons. Lineage: Eukaryota; Metazoa; Arthropoda; Insecta; Diptera; Drosophilidae. Gene Ontology annotation, molecular function: structural constituent of chitin-based larval cuticle. The record is from RefSeq and is a predicted model, not a curated record.
GUUGCGGAAGGCAGUUAACUCCACAAAUCCGUGGCCGUCGGUCCCAUUUAUUAAGUAACCGACUUGUGAGCGUAAAGGCGCGUGUGAAUCCCCCUGAAAAAGAAAAAACAAUAGUGUGCAGUUUACGCUUGACAAGGAUACUCCAAAUUCUCCCCACUAAAAUGUUUAGAUUUCUCGCAUUGACCACCUUGGUGGCACUGGCAUCCAGCCAGCAUUAUCACCAGGAUCCCAAGACGGCGGCCAUUAUCAGUGAGCAGCGUUAUCUCUCCGGAGAUGGUAAAUUUGGAGCUGCCUAUGAGCAGGAGGAUGGUAUUAACUUCAAGGAGGAGACCGAUGCGGAUGGCACACGUCAUGGCAGCUACAGCUAUGUGGAUCCCUCGGGCCAGAGGCGCACUAUUUCCUAUACCGCCGGCAAAAAUGGUUUCCAAGCUUCUGGAGAUCAUUUGCCACAGGCACCACCUGCCCCGCCGCAGCCCGUGCCCACGGCCGGAUAUCAGCCACAGCAGCAGUACCAGCCGCAGCAAUACCAGGCUCCGGCUCCACAGCCCCAGUCCUCUUUUCGCAGCAACGACUACGGAGAUGAUGGAUCCUACGAUCCCCGCUACAACGAUCCCUCUUUCGGGCAGAACCAGCAGAGCUACCAGCAGCCCGCUCCCCAGCCCCAGUACCGCCCCGCCCCGCAGCCCGCCUACAACCCGCAGCCCGUGCAGCCCCAGCCGCAGCAACAGUAUCAGCCGCAGUAUCAGCAGCAGCAGCCACAGCAGGCGUACUACACCACCACCACGCCCAACCCCCAUCGCUUUUCGCCACCCGGAAAGCUCUCCCUGAACCGCACGCCCGACGGCUUCACCUACUCCUUCAACAAGGUCUAGGACUUAGUCGCCCCUCCUCCAACUUACUACUAACUCAGACAUGUUGCAUCUUCUUCAUAAGGGACACCACCCUUCCCUUUUAGUUACUUCCCCUAUCAUAACUUUACUCUCUUCUUGACUCCAUCAAAACUCUUGUGUGAUAAUGUUUAAGAGCAAAUUGUAACUAUGUAUCGUACUUCCUAUAUGCGUACUGUUUGUUUGUAAUUUAUAAUCCUACACAGAGAAAAUUAUAAGUCACUACCCAAGGGGUAAUGCCAAUUAAAAUUUGAAAUAUUCAAAAUAUCAUUUGGAUAUUUGUGAAAUAUAAAACAAAUUUGAAA